GUUUGACAAUCUAACAGAUCCCAGGGUUUACCACAAAUGGAUUCGACCGCCAAUUGAUUUUACCGAUGAUUAUACCGACGGACCAUUGUAUGUAAAUGUUAGCAUCGAUUUCUACAAUUAUGCCACCAUUGAUGAGAUAACCUCGGAGUAUACGUUUCACUUGUUUAUCGACUUGGAGUGGUUUGAUCCGCGGCUCAGGUACUCCCUAUACAAUACAGUCAACUACCAGUCGCACAGGGAUGCCGGUGGGUCGUCAUCAACCACUAUUGAAGGUGGAAACUAUCACAUCCAACGUAUAUGGUAUCCAUCAGUGUUUAUCCCGAAUAAUCAGGAUCCCGGUUCGUUUGACUACGAUAAUCAAAGUGCUAACCUAUUGAAAAUCUGGUCAAAUGGUAAAGUUUGGCUAAGAAAACGCAAACUGUUACGUGUCUAUUGUAAUAUGGAUUUUCAUUUAUUCCCAUUUGACGAACAAAUUUGUUACUUACAUCUGGAGUCGUCGGUAUCCACUGUCAGUAUACUUAAGUUACGCUGGAAUCUGAACGUAUCGUUUCGUACAUCGGAUACAUUUCGUACAAUUGGUUUCCAAUUGAUCGGACACCAGACCCUCAGCACCCAACAAACCUAUAGUAAAAACAAUACGUUCAGCCGGGUUAGCCUAAAAUUUAAUUUAUUACGUGAAUGGGCACACUAUCUGUUCCUGUUUUACUUGCCUACGGGUAUUAUUGUGGUGGCAUCGUGGGCUACGUUUUGGCUAGAAAUUACAUCACCCCCGGCCCGGGUCAGUAUAGGCGUGACAACUAUGCUAGCAUUGGUUACUACGUUCAAAAAUACCAAGCUCCAAUUGCCCACUGUUUCCUAUUGGAAUGCACUGGAUAUUUGGAAUAUGAUUUGUAUAGUUUUCAUAUUUUCAUCGUUGGUCGAGUUCGCUGCCGUUAACUAUAUAUUCAAUACUGAAAAACGUAAAAAACGUAUAAAAAAUUUAAAACGAAAACGACARCAAAGUGUACUGAAAAUAAAUGAUAUGAMUAGAGUUGUUAACAACACUAAYAACAGUAAUAACAUCACUACUACUACUACUACUAAACCAUCGAUGACUACGASWUGUUUGGAGACAAUUCAACAAUGGUGUCCAUCGCAAACAGCAAUCGUCGACUACUAUGGCGUCGACAGGUGUGUCUCGGCAUCGGUAGUUGGCAUUGAUAUCCAUAGAGUAAUCAAUGAUAUUAAAGAUGAAUCACUGGUUAAUCGUAAACUGAGAAACGGUUCGGUUGUCAGUCGGUCGCGAACCCAGUCGACCGCUACGGCUAUAUCMACUGGCGGACAGUUGGUUAGCGACAUGUGCGCCAAUUUCAAGCUAACMCCCCAGGAGUUGGCCAACGAAAUUGAUCGCAAAUGUCGUCUAGUAUUUCCGCUGAUGUUUGUCUUAUUCAAURUUAUCUAUUGGACAGUAUUGCAGAUUAAGUUUUAA
Molecule: messenger RNA, 1468 nt
Organism: Oppia nitens
Lineage: Eukaryota; Metazoa; Arthropoda; Arachnida; Sarcoptiformes; Oppiidae
Product: pH-sensitive chloride channel 2-like
Exons: 6
Coding region: 440-1468 (342 amino acids)
Biological process (GO): chemical synaptic transmission; chloride transmembrane transport; nervous system process
Cellular component (GO): membrane; neuron projection; synapse
Molecular function (GO): extracellular ligand-gated monoatomic ion channel activity; chloride channel activity; neurotransmitter receptor activity
Source: RefSeq, a predicted model, not a curated record